Pimephales promelas (fathead minnow) is the source of this 1185-nucleotide messenger RNA. RefSeq lists its product as uncharacterized. NCBI's taxonomy places the organism in Eukaryota, Metazoa, Chordata, Actinopteri, Cypriniformes, Leuciscidae. The record is from RefSeq and is a predicted model, not a curated record.
UCUGAUAUUUUAGCUUAUGCACUCGUGAAUUAUUUUAAAUUGUACUUUAAAGUGCUUUGUGCCAUGAUAUUGUACCACACACGAAGUCCCGUGUUGUGCUUUGUAACACGUGUAUUACUGUUUAGUUUAUUUUUUGGGCCUAAAUUGAUCAGUCCAGGGAAGUUAUUUAAUGCCAAGUUCCCAUGAAGGACUGUAAAUUUGAUUGAUUGAAUUGUGAUUUAAUGAUUUAAUGAACCAUUUAAUGAUAGGGUUAACCUUUGGGCCUAAAUUGAUCAGUCCAGGGAAGUUAUUUAAUGUCAAGUUCCCCCAAAGGCCUGUCAUUUUUAUUGAUUGAAUUGUCUUUAAUGAUUUUAGCUGAUUAAAGUGUGUGGGUUUUUUUUUUCAUCCUUUAAAGAUGCCGAAAAGUUUAAGAGAGGGUAAGUUGACAUGUUGGCCGUGGCAAAAUGUUACAAAUGGUUUGUUACACAUCAGUUUUGUGUCAUAAGCUGUGUGUGUGUGUGUGUGUGUGUUUAUGUCCCUGUAAAUCAUUUCUUUCAAGUGGACUUAAAUAAAUAGUUAAAAUGUGUGUGUGUGUGUGUGUGUGUUUUGACUUUUUUGGCACAUUUUUUCUCACAGAUGUUCGAUGUCCCAUGUGCCCAGCUCGGAUGGCAUAUAUUAGCGAGCACCUGAGGGGCGUCCACGCCAUGCUCAACUUCGAGCAGAGGGGCAUAAUAGUUAAAUAUGCCCGCCGCAGAGUAAAGCUGAUGGAUUUGGCUUGUUUGCUCUGCGGCAAGGUCGUCAGGUACCCGGAGAAACAUCUCCUCAAGGGUCACCGGGACCUGACGACCAGCUCGAGGUUGAGGGUGGUGAGGGCGUUGGAGAAGUCGGUGACCGUGGGGAAGCUUCAGGCGCUGCGGCUGAGCAACCCAGCCGUCCCCAUGGUCCCCGACUUCUCCCAGGCCGAUGGCUCCCCGGCCGAGGCCCGGUCCCUGGAGCCGGCGCUGCCUCAGGUGCCGCCACCCGAGUCUGGGCACAACGAUGAUAUGCAGGAGCUACUCGAUGAGCUCUUUUCUUACGUGUAUCCUGUGCCAGCGCUGUGGACCCCCGACGACCUGGAGGCCGCCUUCACAGGUAUGAAUCCCCCAUGUCAUCACGGUUCUGAUAGCGCUGCACAUAAUACACGAGUGGUCCACUAAGUCGACGCUU